GUCAGUAGUGCAGGAGCAUACAGAGCGAGCAGUGCAUCUCUACAGGAUAAUACACAGGCUGUGACGGCACUGCCAAGCGCAAGGGCGAAUGAAGAAAAUAAAGCCUUCCCCAGGGGUAAAAGUACUGGGGCAGUACAGGUUGCAUACGGGACAACUGAAUUGCUGCGCUGGAUAAGAAGUCUGUUCAGUUCUAGCGAAAGUAGAGAACAGCACCAGCAUGGGGUCAUUGACCAACAGCAGCUAUAACAGCACGGUGGACAAUAUGACAACAAGCAGUGAAAAUGAUAGGCCAGGGGAAGCUUGGAUUGUGGGCAUGGGCAUAUUGAUGUCCAUCAUAGUUCUGGUCAUCGUGUUUGGCAAUGUACUGGUGAUAACUGCUAUUGCCAAGUUCCAGAGGCUCCAGACGGUGACCAACUAUUUCAUCACCUCCUUAGCCUGCGCUGACCUAGUGAUGGGGCUGAUAGUGGUGCCCUUUGGAGCCAGCUCUGUUAUGCUCCAUACUUGGGAGUUUGGAAACUUCUGGUGUGAGUUCUUCACCUCGGUGGACAUUCUGUGUGUCACUGCUAGCAUAGAGACUUUAUGUGUUAUCGCAGUGGAUAGGUAUUUUGCCAUCACCUCUCCAUUUAGGUAUCAAAGCCUGCUGACCAAAUGCAAAGCCAGGAUUGUUAUCCUUCUUGUUUGGGUGGUUUCAGCGCUCACCUCUUUUCUCCCUAUUUACAUGCACUGGUAUAGAACUGACAAACCUACAGACAUAGCCUGCUACAAUGAAGAAACAUGUUGCUUCUUCUACACCAAUCAAGCCUAUGCCAUAUCAUCCUCCAUCAUCUCUUUUUAUCUACCCCUGAUGGUUAUGGUGUUUGUCUAUGCCAGGGUCUUCCAGGUGGCCAAGAAACAGCUGAAAAAAAUAGACAAAUGCGAGGGGAGGUUCCACAACCAGAACAAUUUACAGGACGUGAAUGGCAAACAGGGUAACAAAAGGACCUCCAAGUUUUGUUUGAAGGAACACAAAGCACUUAAGACUUUGGGCAUUAUAAUGGGCACUUUUACCCUGUGUUGGCUCCCUUUCUUCAUUGUCAACAUCGUCCAGGUGAUCACCAAGGGCGUGAUCCCCAACAGUGCUUACACCAUAUUGAACUGGCUGGGAUAUGUUAACUCUGGGUUUAAUCCACUCAUAUACUGCAGGAGUCCAGACUUCAGAUAUGCAUUUCAGGAGCUCCUGUGUUUGAGAAAACCUGGCUCCAACCUAUAUGCUAAUGGCUACCCUCAAAGCAAUGGAAACAGUGUGUACAACGAAGAAACAGAUGGUGGUCAGAUCGAGAAAGAUAGGACUUUCGAAGUAUUAUAUAAAGAGGAGAAGUCUCCCCAGGAAUCCCUUUUAAACUGUGAAAGUACUAAGCUAGAUUUUAGCAUUGAACCCCUUGGCAAAAACCAUAACACGCAAGAUGAUUGCUUAUUAUAGGAUGUUACAAAAACUGGAUAAUUGCAAUACAAUGGUCAAUCAACUGUUUUAAUGUAUGAUCCUAAGGAAAUUAAUGUGUUUAUAUAUAAAUAUAUUUUUGCAGAUGGGCGGUGCCCAACUCCUGCAGGAUGCGUAAAGUUAAUAGUGUUUCUUUCUGUAUAGUUUCAGUUCUACUUAAAUUAAGGUAAGAUAUAUUUACUAAACUGUUAUGGCUUUUAUUGUUAAUGACAUUUUUAUUAUUUUAUGGAAAAAAAAACAAUCUACCUCAUGGACCUAAA
Molecule: messenger RNA, 1737 nt
Organism: Bombina bombina (fire-bellied toad)
Lineage: Eukaryota; Metazoa; Chordata; Amphibia; Anura; Bombinatoridae
Gene: ADRB2
Product: adrenoceptor beta 2
Exons: 1
Coding region: 218-1459 (413 amino acids)
Biological process (GO): negative regulation of smooth muscle contraction; adenylate cyclase-activating adrenergic receptor signaling pathway; norepinephrine-epinephrine-mediated vasodilation involved in regulation of systemic arterial blood pressure
Cellular component (GO): membrane
Molecular function (GO): beta2-adrenergic receptor activity; norepinephrine binding
Source: RefSeq, a predicted model, not a curated record